Molecule: messenger RNA, 1932 nt
Organism: Alternaria atra
Lineage: Eukaryota; Fungi; Ascomycota; Dothideomycetes; Pleosporales; Pleosporaceae
Exons: 5
Coding region: 1-1932 (643 amino acids)
Biological process (GO): mitochondrial glycyl-tRNA aminoacylation
Cellular component (GO): cytoplasm; mitochondrion
Molecular function (GO): glycine-tRNA ligase activity; ATP binding
Source: RefSeq, a predicted model, not a curated record
AUGCCUAGCGAUACCACCACACACAAGGGCAAGCCCUUUGAAAGGGCGGCUUUCGAGCAGCUCAUGAAGCACAAAUACUUCUACGCUCCCUCAUUCGACAUCUACGGCGGUGUCGCCGGUCUCUACGACUACGGCCCACCCGGCUCUGCCCUCACCGACAACAUUGUCGACAUAUGGCGCGAACACUUCGUCCUAGAAGAGGAUAUGCUCAAGGUCGAACCCACCAUCCUCACCACACACGAGGUUCUCAAGACCUCUGGUCACGUUGACAAGUUUGCCGACUGGAUGUGCAAAGACCCAAAGACUGGCGAGAUCUUCCGAGCCGACCACUUGGUCGAAGAGGUCCUCGAGGCUAGACUGAAGGGCGACAAGGAGGCACGCGGCCAGAAAGUCAAGAACAUUGCUGCAGUAAAGCUCGAGGACUCCAUGGUCCAGGAGAUUGAAGAGGUCCUGGCCAAGAUUGACAACUACAACGGCGAGGAGCUCGGUCUGUUGAUGAAGAAGUACGACAUCAAGAACCCUGCUACCAACGGCGAACUACUACCUCCCGUCGCAUUCAACCUCAUGUUCCAGACUUCUAUCGGCCCCUCGUCCAACCUGCCCGCCUACCUGCGUCCCGAGACCGCCCAGGGUCAGUUCGUCAACUUCCAGAAGCUGUUAGACCACAACAUGCAGCAAAUGCCCUUCGCCUCUGCAUCCAUCGGCAAGUCGUUCCGUAACGAAAUCUCCCCGCGACAGGGCCUGCUACGUGUGCGAGAGUUCCUCAUGGCCGAGAUUGAGCACUUUGUCGAUCCAGAAGGUGGCAAGAAACACCCGCGGUUCGAGGAGGUCAAGGACGUUGAACUUGAGUUGCUCAACCGGGAUGUGCAACUCUCCGGUAAGACUACCGUUGAGACCACCAAGAUUGGCAAGGCUGUCGAGACUGGUCUCGUGGAUAACGAAACACUGGGUUACUUCUUGGCCCGUAUCCAGCUGUUCCUGCUCAAGCUCGGUGUCGACCCAAAGAAGAUUCGAUUCAGGCAACACAUGGCUAACGAGAUGGCGCAUUACGCCGCGGACUGCUGGGACGCUGAACUGCUCACAUCAUACGGCUGGAUUGAAUGUGUCGGCUGUGCUGACCGAAGCGCAUACGACCUCUCUGUGCACAUGAAGAAGACUGGUGCACCUCUGAUCGUCCGUGAGACGAGAAAGGAACCUCUGAAGGUCGAAGAAUUUGUCUGUGAACUUGACAAGAAGAAGUUUGGUCCCAAGUUCAAGAAGGACGGUAAGACCGUAGAAGCAGCUAUCGAAGCGUUGUCACAAGACCUUCGUGAGAAACUGUCUCUGGAUCUAGAGAAGGAGGGCAAGAUCAUCAUCGACGUCCCAGAAGUUGGUGAUGGCAAGGUCGAGGUACCAAAGGACCUCAUCACCAUCGAGAAGCGUACUCGCGUAGAGACCAUGCGCGAAUACACACCAAACGUCAUUGAGCCGUCAUUCGGUAUCGGCCGCAUAUUUUACGCUCUAUGUGAACAUGUUUACUGGACUCGUGAGCAGGACGAAGCCCGUGCUGUCCUCUCCUUCCCCCCAGCAGUCGCACCGACCAAGGUGCUCAUCGUACCGCUCAGCUCAAAUCCUGACUUCGAUCCGUUUGUACGGAAGCUGAAGGACAGGCUGCGAAAGCUUGGUAUCUCCAACCGUGUUGACGCUUCCGGUGCAUCUAUCGGCAAGCGUUAUGCUCGCAACGAUGAGCUUGGUACUCCUCUCGGCAUCACCAUAGAUUUCCAAUCUGUCAAGGACAACACUUUCACACUCCGAGACCGAGACACCACAGAGCAGGUCCGCUCAAGCUUAGACGAGAUCGCCCAGGCUAUUUCCAACAUCGUCAAGGGCGAGGAGACAUGGUCGGACGUCGCAGCGCGGUUACCCAAAUUUGAGGGUCAAGAAGUUGACUGA